Messenger RNA from Pipistrellus kuhlii (Kuhl's pipistrelle), 2713 nucleotides. It is a transcript of the gene DCUN1D3, whose product is annotated as defective in cullin neddylation 1 domain containing 3. The record is from RefSeq and is a predicted model, not a curated record. The transcript has 3 exons. Bases 258 to 1172 code for a protein of 304 amino acids. NCBI's taxonomy places the organism in Eukaryota, Metazoa, Chordata, Mammalia, Chiroptera, Vespertilionidae. Gene Ontology annotation, cellular component: ubiquitin ligase complex. Gene Ontology annotation, biological process: positive regulation of ubiquitin-protein transferase activity; protein neddylation. Gene Ontology annotation, molecular function: cullin family protein binding; ubiquitin conjugating enzyme binding; ubiquitin-like protein binding.
CCGCCGGGGAAGAGGUGGCGGCGGCUGAGGCGGCGGCGGCGGCGGCGGAGCCGGGAGUCUGGGAACGCGAGCGGGGAUGGUAGGUGCUUUGGACCCGCCGGGCCGCCGUCCUCGCCAGAAAGGGUUUCCCUGGAGGAACCUCUGGAGCAACUGUUGGCUGGUUCCUCUGGCUGAUGGCAUGUUGAGAUUCAAGGGCCGGUGGCAGCGAGGGCUUCUGAUCCAGAGGGGACCACUCUAGAGGCCAGGCCACCAGUACCAUGGGCCAGUGUGUCACCAAGUGCAAGAAUCCCUCAUCGACCCUGGGCAGCAAGAAUGGAGACCGUGACCCCAGCAGCAAGUCACACAGCAGGCGGGGUGCAGGCCACCGCGAGGAGCAGCCGCCGGCCUGUGGCAAGCCAGGAGGGGAUAUCCUCGUCAAUGGGACCAAGAAGGCAGAGGCUGCCACGGAGGCCUGCCAGCUGCCCACGUCCUCGGGAGAUGCUGGGAGGGAGCCCAAGUCCUGUGCCGAGGAGUCUUCCUUGCAGAGGUUGGAGGAACUGUUCAGGCGCUACAAGGAUGAGCGGGAGGAUGCAAUUUUGGAGGAAGGCAUGGAGCGCUUUUGCAAUGACCUCUGUGUUGACCCCACGGAGUUUCGAGUGCUGCUCUUGGCUUGGAAGUUCCAGGCUGCUACCAUGUGCAAAUUCACCAGGAAGGAGUUUUUUGAUGGCUGCAAAGCAAUAAGUGCAGACAGCAUCGAUGGGAUCUGUGCGCGGUUCCCCAGCCUCUUGACCGAAGCCAAACAAGAGGACAAGUUCAAGGACCUGUACCGGUUUACAUUUCAGUUUGGCCUAGACUCUGAAGAAGGGCAGCGGUCACUGCAUCGGGAAAUAGCCAUUGCCCUGUGGAAGCUAGUCUUUACCCAGAACAACCCGCCCGUGUUGGACCAGUGGCUACACUUCCUGACAGAGAACCCUUCGGGGGUCAAGGGCAUCUCCCGGGACACUUGGAAUAUGUUCCUAAACUUCACUCAGGUGAUCGGCCCCGACCUCAGCAACUACAGCGAAGACGAAGCCUGGCCCAGCCUCUUCGACACCUUCGUGGAGUGGGAGAUGGAGCGGAGGAAGCGGGAGGGCGCGGGGGGCGGCGCACGCAGCUCAGGGCCCGGGGGCUCGUGUCCCCAGGAGCAGACUUAGUGCUCCGGCCCCGGAGCCCACCGAGGAACGGACCUUUCUGGAAAUUACCGAAGAUCCGGAUAUUUUCUACUUUACACCUUUCUCUGCCUUGUAUCUGAAAGGGCUCUAAAAUGCUGUAUCAUGUUUUAGGCACUUUCUUCACUUUUUGGUUAUUUUGGUUAUUUCCUUUUUUGGGGGGUCCCCCAAAACAUUUGAACCUGGCUACAUGUUAUGUAUCUUUUUUUUAAGCAUUCAGAUAGAGUAAGCCUGCCAUUUCUUGCACAAAUAGAUGUUUGUGGGGGGAGGGCGUCAGCGGGACCAGCGGUCCACUUAGCUGACAUUAGACACCAGUGCAGGUCUGUGCCUCCACGGGGCAGGUCUGUGCUGUGUGCGGUGCUGUUUACAUGUUGAAUUGCGGUUGUGAUAAUUUUUAAAGAUUUACCCGGAGUUGACUAGCAGUGUUAACUGUUACCCACGUUGCAUUAGUUCCUUGUGAGUUAAAGCCCUUGGAGAGCCAGGGCCGCCAAACGUGUCCUCUGGUGACAGCCCACCCCGCCCCGCUAGCUGGCCCGCACCUGCUCCCCGCACGUCCCUCUGACCAUUGCAUUGCGUUUCAUGCCGAUGCCCGCCGCCCGCCGCACGCGGUCUGCCAGGCAAGUGAGCGGAGUCUGGAGCCACCCGCAGCCAGAGCUCCGAGGGCAGAGAAAGCAGCGCUACCUCAGUUUGGCUGGAAGCAGUCUUUGACAGGUGUUUCUCUUUUAUGAAAUUUUCUGUAUUUUCAUGCUGUAAGUGGAAAUGCUUUUUUUUUUUCUUUUUUCAUUUACCUUGGAGCCAAAGUUUCUGUUCCUGGUGGUCGGAAACUGCCUGCCAGCCACCGGGCCCGAAGGAAAACUGUGGUAUGGAGCUCUGCUUAAAUACUUCCUUAGAAAACGUGGAUACAUGAGCUUGCUUGUCUGGCAAGUGCAGCAGCCUGGCUGGCCCAAACGCUGCCAGCGUAGCGCGUCUUUACUAGCGAGCGUGUGCCCUUCCUUCUUGCUGCGCCGUGUCGUCCCUCACCCCGGGCAUUAUUUAUUGUCUGUGAUGUCAGGCCAUCGGGGUGAUGUGAUGGCUGUUUAGGUUUACAUUGCCCUCUUCUCCUUCCCCUCCCCACAUAUGUAUAUGUACAUAUAUAGGAUAUGUAUAUAUCUUACCUAUCUAAAUAUAUAUGUACACAUAUAUGUAUCUAUAUUCCCCUUUGCCUGCUAAAACUGGCCCGAGAGGAGGGAGAGGAGGGCCGGGAAGCGAAGGGAUGGAGCUUCUGAAUCUGAGUGCAGACCAUUUCACUAACGAGAAGAUGACUUUCUCAGCUCUUUCCUCACAAUAGGGAGCCCAGUCCCCAGACUCCUGCGCCCACUCCCCAAGGCCAGCUGGGGACACUGCCCAGGAGCUGGCUGUCCUACCUCGCUCAGUGAGGGCUGUCCUUUCCCCUGGACCCCGUCCUCCGAGCCUGUGCUGGAAGGGGGGCGGAGGGGCUUGGGGCCAGGUGGAAAGGGAGUCUUUUAAAUAAACGUAUGAAACACUUA